Molecule: messenger RNA, 1528 nt
Organism: Aspergillus steynii IBT 23096
Lineage: Eukaryota; Fungi; Ascomycota; Eurotiomycetes; Eurotiales; Aspergillaceae
Product: S-adenosyl-L-methionine-dependent methyltransferase
Exons: 4
Coding region: 383-1528 (381 amino acids)
Molecular function (GO): O-methyltransferase activity
Source: RefSeq, a predicted model, not a curated record
GGAAUUCGGACCUCAUAGUUUCUCGUGUAAGCCAGCUGGGCUGUUUCAAAGCCGAAUAGAGAGCCAGAGAGUCAAUCUAACACGUGUUGACGUCACCCAGUCUGUUUCCAGUCAUACUCUCGCCACUGGAAGGUUUCAUCGAUGUCUUCAUUGUGUUUAGACGACUUUUACAAGACCCAGACAGCUUGUCGCACUCAUGAUAAUAUCGUUACAUUCAUCGGAGAAGUCGGGAAGGUUCAGGGCCUCGCGAGCGUCAUCACCAGCCAGACACCCAAAUAAUGUUGCGAAUCUCGAAUAAAUAACGGGGCGAGUUGGCUAGCGUAGCAGGGACAAGUGCCCAGAAGUCCCCAAGACAAAUAUUAAUUCCAACUAGCCUGAAGCUAUGGAGGUCCUGGCACAGCAGAUUCGGGAUAUCUACUCCCAGACCGACGACCAAGGCCGCAAGAAGAUUCAGAAUGAGCUAGAAGUCCUUCAGUCGUCCCUCCGCACGGAGAUGGACACGAUGUGGAAACUAGCCACGGGGCCUGUCAUGCUGUGUGUUGCCAAGCUCGGCGUCGAUUUGGGCAUUUUCGAGGCCCUUCAACAAUCUUCUUCGGGAUCUUUGAAUGUGUCGGAAUUCUCGAGAUUGACUCAUGCAUCCGCAGAGCUCUUGGUUCGUGUCCUACGCGCGCAGGCAGCAUUUGGCCUGAUUACCCAGACCAACAUCAACGAGUUCACUGCUAAUAAGUGCACCACUGCGCUGGCUGACCCCAAUAUUGCCGGAAUGGUAUCGUACCAAUCGGAGCAUUUCGGGCCCGUUUUCCAAGCCCUUCCCACUUUUCUCCGAGAGAGAGAUAACCAGCCCGUUACCUCUAACAAGGAUACGGCUUUCCAGAAAGCAUUCCAUACCGACUUGACUGCGUUUGAGUGGAUGUGUCAGAAUCCCGAGCAAUUGAAGAACCUCGGGAAGCUGAUGGCGAUCCACCGCGACAGACACUGGAUUGAGACCUUCCCUGUCGAGCGGGAAGUGGCCGAUGUAUCAAUCUCGCCCCAUCAGGCUAUUUUAGUUGACGUUGGAGGCGGCUACGGCCAGCAGGCGAUCGCGUUCCGCCAGCGAUUUCCCCAGCUGCCUGGCCGUGUCGUUGUGCAGGAUAUCCCGGAGACUUUGAAGCACGCGGCAGCCGUUGACGGAAUUGAGUUCAUGGCUCAUGACUUCUUCAAACAUCAGCCCAUCCGCGCGGCCAAAUUCUACUACCUGCGCCAUGUGCUGCACGACUGGCCCGAUGAGCAGGCCAUCGCAAUUCUGCGAGCAUUGAUUCCGGCCUUGGGCCCGCAUUCGCGCAUCAUUGUAGACGAGAUGGUACUGCCAGAUACCAAUGUGUCUGAGAUGGGCGCUUUUCUUGAUAUGGCGAUGUUAGCUUCUCUUGGUGGGUCGGAGCGCACGCGCCAGGAAUGGGUGGAUCUGCUGGAUGUAGCGGGUCUAAAGGUCUUGGAGAUCGUCGAAUACGAUCCAAAACAGCUCUGCGCUAUCGUCGCCGUGCCAAAGUAA